UGGCUAAGCUGCUGGCCGCACAGUGAGAGGACUGCUUUGCUUCUCCCCAACUCCCGGCUGCCUCAGUUUCCCUUCCCAAGAGAGGCAGGGGUCCAGGAGGUGAGCCACAGAAACCCCAACAGGGCACGUAAGCCACGUGGGGACACAGGGCCCCUCUGUCAAGAUCAAUCUCCCUAAGCCUGUCUGAGGAGCUCCAGGCUUCGGAGCAGCUGUGAAAGUCGCCUUUGUGCCUGAGGAAAAUGAGCCGAGAGAGGACCAGGGGCCCUGGCCCAGGGAACCCCUCAGGCUCCAGCUCCUGAAAUCAGCACCAGCAGGAAGGACCCCCAGCCUGGCCCCUGAGGCCACCCAGGCCUGGUGCCCACUUCGUGCCAUGGGAGCAGCCCAGGGAAAGAAGAAACAAUACUCUCCUCAGGCCAUAUUUCAUAUUGAAAAUGAGAAGCAGAGACUAAAUGGCUCAGCCUCGAUGUACUCGGAGAUCCAGAGGGAGCGGGCGGACAUCGGAGGCCUGAUGGCCCGGCCUGAGUACAGAGAGUGGAACCCGGAGCUCAUCAAGCCCAAGAAGCUGCUGAACCCUGUGAAGGCCUCCCGGAGCCACCAGGAGCUGCACCGAGAGCUGCUCAUGAACCACAGAAGGGGCUUGGGCGUGGACAGCAAGCCAGAGCUGCAGCGUGUCCUGGAGCACCGCAGGCGGAACCAGAUCAUCAAGAAGAAGAUGGAGGAGCUGGAGGCGAAGCGGCUACAGUGCCCCUUUGAGCAGGAGCUGCUGAGACGGCAGCAGAGGCUGAACCAGCUGGAAAAACCACCCGAAAAGGAAGAGGACCGUGCCCCUGAAUUUAUUAAAGUCAGGGAAAACCUGCGGAGAAUCACCACGCUGACAAAUGAAGAAAGAGUGCUGUAAAGCUGGCUGUUGAAGAUCCGCCUCCCCCUCGCCCCCAGACACACAUACAACCCUCCCUUGGUCCCCACACCCUCCUCCAGUCCUUCUGUCUGGCAGCCCUGGACCUUGGGACAUCUGUGAUGUUCACGCUUGCUCCUGUAAAAAUGCAUUGCCCCAGAGAGCCUGCCCGUCCAACCACUCCCACGCCCCCAAAGCUGGGGAUCCCUAAGCUCCCAGGACUUUCCUUCUGAACACUCACCCCUCCUGCUCCAAGAGGAAGGCACUGCUGGGAAAACUUUCACAAGACACCUCUCCCUAAAGGGGCUUCAGAGUCCUGAUGAGAGUUUUUCUAGAAGCGUUGAGAAAAGGACAGGGUCCUGCCUGGUCUGACCAGCCCUCUGUUCUGCCCAGGCCCCAGGGGGCCCUGCUUCUCUGGGCCCAACUCACAGGUCUCAGAGAACCUCCCAAACCCUGGUUUUACCUGCAGCCAGGUUUGGGGCAACUAAGGGAGCAUCUCGGGGCACCUGCAUUGAAAGCCAACCGAGGGGAAAACGGUUCAAGUGCAGCUGUCCUUGAAGAAGGGCAAGGCAGGCCUCAAGUGGCCUUGGGGCUCAGGCCAUGCCAGGUGGGAAGGGUACUAAGAAAGACAUCUUAGAGUUUGCCAGCCUUACUCCCAUACCCAUGCUUUACAGUAUUUUCUCCUCUCCACAGCCCUCCCUGCCCGGUCCUUGUACCCAUACCUAGCCAGGGCUGCAGCCUCCCUGCUCCCAGAAGUCCAGAACUGUGCUUCUCAAGCUUUAUUGUGCCUGCGAAUCACUAGGGAUCUCGUUAAAUUACAGCUUCUGAUUCAGUAGCUCUGGGAUGGAGGCUGAGAUUCUGCAUUUCUAAGAAGUUUCUAGGCUCCUGCACAGAGCACCACAUUCUAAGUAGAAGGCUAGAGCAUCCGAGAGUGCUAAGUAUUGGAAACAUCAUCUCAGAAACCAUCUCUGUCCCCCAACUCCCAUGGACCUCUGCCAUGGGGGUUCCCACCCGCCUCUGCAGCCCCCAGGGCUCUUUAUUAUCCAGCCCACCCCAGGACCCCAGGCCUGAGAAGUCUUUUAACUCCUAGAAAAUUGUCAGGUAUGUGACUGUGGUUUUCAACAGAGAUGUAUAUAAUUGCCAAUCUGCAUUUCUUACCACAGUGUUGUGAUGCAAUUCUAGUCAAAAAAAAAAAGUGGUUUUUUGUUUUGUUUUACCUUUUCCUAUAGCCUAUGGAGAGCAAAUAUCCAGUGAUUUCAAUAGGCUUCUGGAAAUACAAACAAACGGUUUGAAGACCCCACUGCCAUUCCUUUGAGUCCCCAUUUUCAGCCUCUGAACCCAAGACCCGCCCCCUACCUGGUUUCUGUCACCUGGGUCGGCUCCAGUGACUUUACCCAUUUUUCUUCCUCAAAAAUCCCUCCAUGCGAUACUAAAUGUUUUCAUCUUUUGCUGCCAUCCCAUUUUUAAAGAUUUAGACAAUGAACAAGGCCUGUUUCUUUUUCCCCUGAAGAAUAAAACCCCUGCCUUUGACUUUGUAAACCUGUCAGUUAGGGUGACAGUGCUGGAAAAGCAUUUUUCACACACAUACCCACCCCCAACCCCAAACUGCCAGAAAGAACUAUCCCUGGGAUGCUGUUUGAUUUUUGGACCAGAAGUGGGCCUUACAAGAGGAACGAGGUCAUCCUGGUCUUCUGCCUAAUGGUGGUUUGAGGGUGACCAAACAUGUUGUCCUUUUCCUGUGUGUGGGGCCAGUGUAGGCGUGUAAAUAGAAACAUGCUGUGUGAGUGUGUGUGUGUGUGUGUGUGUGUGUGUGUGAGUGAGCACUGAAAGGCUCUCGAAGGUGACUGUCUUAGUGAGAAAAUGGUGCUGCUAUUUUAAAUGUCUGCCAGGUAAGAGUGACGCUAGUGACGCAUCAUCCCUAAAAAAGACCACCACUUUCCCAAAGAAGCCGCCGCAGCGGUCUGUGUGUCAUUCAGACAUGUGAAGAGAAGCAAGACCAAGAGUCUAGGCUGGAAUAGGCCUCUCCAAGAGAAUGCUCGGAUUUCACUCGGUCGUCACCGCGUGCCCGUGGAGGCAGCAAGUCAUGGAGACAAAGCUCCAGAAGUAGAGGGGACCUCAAGUACCACGUUGUCCAGUGGAGACACAGCAGACACCCUCAUUCACUCCCCAAUGGUCAGUCCCAACUCCUCUAGCCACUCCUCACGGUAGAGAUUGUAAAUCCAGAUUCUCACUGUGUCAGCCUCCUGUGCUGCUUGGGGUGAGUGUGGAACCAGGUAUGGCCAGUGAAAUUUAAGAGGAAGUCUACAGGGACUUCUGGGAAAGCUUAUGCGGUUCUGACGAAAGAGACAGACAUGGGUGACACCUCUCUGCCCCUCCCUCCUUCCUGCCCUCAUUGAGGAUGUGAUGGCUGGAGCCACAGCAGCCUUCCUGCUACAAUGAGGAAAAGACCAAGAGACUCUCAAAGCCACGGGCCCUCUCAUCACUUGACCAAGCCAAUGCCCACAGCCGCCCUCCUCCAGAAUUCCUGUAAAUAAAAAUAAACCCUCUUCGUGUAAGCCA
This is a messenger RNA of Rhinolophus ferrumequinum (greater horseshoe bat), 3454 nucleotides long. RefSeq names its product family with sequence similarity 107 member A (gene FAM107A). Gene Ontology annotation, biological process: regulation of actin cytoskeleton organization; actin filament polymerization; actin filament bundle assembly. The transcript is spliced from 5 exons. Gene Ontology annotation, cellular component: stress fiber; neuron projection; synapse. Bases 371 to 898 code for a protein of 175 amino acids. The record is from RefSeq and is a predicted model, not a curated record. NCBI's taxonomy places the organism in Eukaryota, Metazoa, Chordata, Mammalia, Chiroptera, Rhinolophidae.